Phalaenopsis equestris is the source of this 1120-nucleotide messenger RNA. RefSeq names its product calvin cycle protein CP12-3, chloroplastic-like. The record is from RefSeq and is a predicted model, not a curated record. The transcript has a single exon. Bases 91 to 537 code for a protein of 148 amino acids. Gene Ontology annotation, biological process: negative regulation of reductive pentose-phosphate cycle. Lineage: Eukaryota; Viridiplantae; Streptophyta; Magnoliopsida; Asparagales; Orchidaceae. Gene Ontology annotation, cellular component: chloroplast.
UUUCCCCAAUAAAUUCACUGUUCUGAUUGGAAUCUUAAGCGAGAACUAGGGCUCUCUCAGCCUUGAUCCAAGUCUAAACCAGAACUACCAAUGGCAUGCCUCUCCUCACCUUCCUGGAGCCCCUCAUGUCCUCCUCUCCGCCGCAGUGCUUUCAUACUCACUACAAAUUCGUUACCAACCCUGUCUAUCGCUUUCUCCAGAAGUCAUCGUGGGCAGCUAGCCUUAGCAGCAGGGUCGAAGAGGUAUUGGGGGACGGCGAUGAGAGAACUGAAUCUUGCGAAGAUGGUUGAGAGGAAGGUGGCUGAUGCAAUGGAGGUUUGUAAUGGGGAGGAUGGCAUGAGAUCGGACGGCUGCCGUGUGGCUUGGGAUGAGGUGGAGGAAGUGAGUAGUGCGCUGGCCGAUCUCCGCCGCCGACUUGCUGAUUCUCCUGUCGAUCCUCUGGAGCCCCUUUGCCUGCAAAAACCCAACAGAGGAAUGCCGCAUCUACGAAGAUUGAUGGAGGAUAGAAGCAGAUUCGCUUCUCAGACGCUGCGGUAGCCCUGUAAAGUAAUUGACAGAUUUUUUUCCUUCCUUCCGUUAAUUUUCGUCUACCUCGUUUGAGUUUUUUUGUGGAAAUAUUGAUUGAAAUGUGCGAGAUUUGCGUUGAUAAGCUAUGUCGAACGGGCAAAUAUGGUUUUGCAUGCUAUAUUAAGGAAGAAAUUUCACUAUUUUGUUUCCUUUUUUAUAACUCUUAAAAGAUGAUAACUGUCUGGAGCAACUGAAUGUUCUGUUGAUAUAUUACUGGAGACAUCAAAUGGAUUUGCAACACUGCAGUAUUAGUGAUCAAAUAUGAGGAAGAAACAAAUUUGUUUAUAGCUAAUUAUGCGAGCAUGAUAUAUUAUUUCAUGCGUGCGGUGAACAUAACACAUCACGAGUAAAUUGGAUUAUCUCACAUGGAUUAUUGUCUCAUGUAAAUAAAACUGAAACCAUAACAUAAACAAUAGUAAAUCAUGUAUUGAACACUCAAAUUUUGGUCAGAAAUUUCUUCUAUGAACUAUUUGUGCAUAGAUACACUGCUGAUACCCAAUCAUAAAGAACAUCACAAUGAAUCAAGAUUUCCAAAUAUAAAAAAAUAAAAAAA